UAUAUUUUGUAUUUAUGUUUUGUGAAUCCUUUCUUUCUAGGUAGACAAUGUUACUAGCUCAGAUAAAUCGAGACUCUCAGGGAAUGACUGAAUUUUCUGGAGGAGGAAUGGAGGCCCAACACGUGACUCUCUGUCUGACAGAAGCUGUAGCUGUGCAAGAUGGUGACAACCUAGAAAAUAUGGAAGGUGUAAGUUUGCAAGCAGUUACCCUUGCUGAUGGCUCCACGGCUUACAUACAGCACAAUUCUAAAGAUGGUAAAUUGAUGGAUGGCCAAGUGAUUCAACUAGAGGAUGGUUCUGCAGCUUACGUUCAACAUGUACCCAUGCCUAAAAGUAGGGACAGCUUGCGCCUGGAAGACGGACAGGCAGUUCAGCUGGAAGAUGGAACUACAGCAUUUAUUCAUCACACCUCCAAAGACAGUUACGACCAGAGUGCAUUACAAGCAGUCCAGCUGGAGGAUGGAACUACUGCCUACAUUCACCACGCAGUACAAAUGCCACAGUCAGAUACCAUUUUAGCCAUUCAAGCUGAUGGCACAGUGGCUGGUCUUCAUACAGGAGAUGCUGCCAUUGACCCAGAUACCAUCAGUGCUUUGGAGCAAUAUGCCGCUAAGGUCUCUAUUGAUGGAAAUGACAGUGUUAGCGGCACAGGAAUGAUAGGUGAAAAUGAACAAGAUAAAAAAAUGCAGAUUGUCUUGCAAGGACAUGGAACAAGAGUGACUGCAAAAUCUCAGCAGAGUGGAGAGAAAGCCUUUCGCUGUGAUUAUGAUGGCUGUGGAAAACUGUACACCACAGCUCACCAUCUUAAGGUACAUGAAAGGUCACACACAGGAGACAGACCGUACCAGUGUGAACAUCCUGGAUGUGGUAAAGCUUUUGCAACAGGGUAUGGGUUAAAAAGUCAUGUCCGAACACACACUGGUGAAAAGCCGUAUCGGUGCACAGAAGAAAAUUGCACCAAAUCAUUCAAGACUUCAGGAGACCUGCAGAAACACAUCCGAACUCAUACAGGUGAAAGGCCCUUUAAAUGUCCUUUUGAAGGAUGUGGCAGGUCGUUCACAACGUCUAAUAUUAGAAAGGUUCACAUCAGGACACAUACAGGCGAGAGACCUUAUUACUGUACAGAGCCAGGAUGUGGGAGAGCUUUUGCCAGUGCAACUAAUUAUAAGAAUCAUGUGAGAAUACACACAGGGGAAAAGCCCUAUGUCUGUACAGUUCCUGGUUGUGAUAAACGUUUCACAGAGUAUUCCAGUUUAUACAAACAUCAUGUUGUACAUACUCAUUCCAAACCAUAUAACUGUAAUCACUGUGGAAAAACAUACAAGCAGAUUUCUACACUUGCUAUGCACAAGCGGACAGCACAUAAUGACACAGAGCCAAUUGAAGAAGAACAAGAGGCUUUUUUUGAGCCACCUCCAGGUCAAGGUGAAGAUGUUCUCAAAGGCUCACAGAUAGCCUAUGUGACAGGCGUGGAGGGAGAAGAUGUAAUUUCUGCACAGGUUGCUACAGUUACACAGUCAGGAUUAGGUCAACAAGUAGCACUAAUUUCCCAGGAUGGAACCCAACAUGUCAACAUAUCUCAGGCAGAUAUGCAGGCCAUAGGAAAUACUAUCACUAUGGUAACACAAGAUGGCACCACGAUCACAGUCCCUGCCCAUGAUGCCGUCAUCUCUUCUGCGGGAACACAUUCUGUAGCAAUGGUUACUGCAGAAGGCACUGAAGGACAGCAGGUUGCUAUUGUGGCUCAAGACUUAGCAGCGUUUCAUAGUGCCUCAUCAGAAAUGGGACAUCAGCAACAUGGGCACCAUUUAGUGACUACAGAAACUAGGCCUGUUACAUUGUUGGCUACAUCCAAUGGAACACAAAUUGCAGUACAGCUUGGAGAACAACAGUCUCUGGAAGAAGCCAUUAGAAUAGCCUCCAGAAUACAACAGGGUGAAACACCAGGGAUUGAUGAUUAACUUCUAAAACUGCUACCAGAACAAUAGAGCGAAAGGUAUUUUAUUUUCAAUCAACAAAGGUCCAUGCCAGCAGAAAUCCAUAAAAACUUUGAAGUUCCCUGCUCAUUGAUACUGUGUACACAUUUUAUGCAAGAGCAAAGAACAUUUUGUAAGUUUUGUGUACAUAACCCUUGGAAUGGACUGACAUCACCUACUUCUAACCGUUGUAUGUUCAGGAAUAUGGAAUUAGGAUUAUAUAGUAAAUUUCCUUGUUAUCCUUCAUCAGAUUUCGGACUGGUCUACAAGCAAGUGAAAAGUGAAAUAAAAGUAUUGGAAUUAAUUUUUAAUGUCAUGUACAAAUAAUGAAGGCAUUGCUGAAGACUUGAAAUGUUUAAAAUAUUAUAACAAAACCAUCAUUUAAGGAACCCUUAAAAGUAAUAGAGAAGACAAAGCCUUUUCAAUUGGUUUCCAUAAAUAGAAAAGUCGUGGAUUUUGAGCCUACUGUAAAUCUUCAUAUUUUGAUUUGUUUCAUACAGAUUUGAAUACUCUUUAGAUUAUCCACCCCAUUUCAUUCAUUGUAAAUACAGAAUGUUAAUGCUGGAAGUGCUAAUUAUAUUAUCUUUAAAUUGGAUUAUGUACAAAGGAGAAACUUUGGUUGUUCAAUAUUAAAGGAAGUAAAUCUGAUGAUUUUGUUUCUUUACAUAUUUUACUUAAGAUGUUACUCUGAUUAUGCAAUAAAAUAUAACAAGAUUGUAUUGUCUAGGUAGGAUGAUAUUGUUUGACGUACUGUUUUACUUUUUAAUGAGACUGAAGUUAAAUUAUUUAUUUACGGCCUUGUAUAAUUUUUCCAAAGUUUAUUUAUCAUAAAUUUAAAUUUUUGACAUUCAUUUUUACCAUAAUUUACCAUUACUAAAGUAUAUUAAGCUAUUAGUGUUAUUAGUUAUUUUAAGCAUUCUAAAGCACUAAAAAAUAUUAAAAAGAAGUAAUUAGUCAACCAAUUUUGUCUAAAAAGUAAACUACCAGUUUUCAAGAGGAAUAUUUUCAAAUGGUGCGUUUGUGGCAUAAAUGCAAGUACUAAUAGUCUAUUUUCAACAGUUCUGAGUGCCUGCAGCUACCACUCACUACCUAGGAUAUGCUGAUAAUCAGUGCUUUUGAAAAUCAGGACAGAAGUUACUAGAAAAAAGGGAUUAAUUAAUGAUGAUGUAAGUACAAUGCUUCUCUCCAUUUAUAAUUCUGUAAAGGAAAAAAAAAAUCAAUUGUAGGUAAGUCUAAUGCAUACAGUAAAAUGUAACUUAUUUUUUUUAUACAAAAAAAGUCUUUACUCUUGUCUUGUUAGUAAGCUUGUUAAGCAAGCUAAAUUUUCUUGGCUUCCUGUAAGAUUCGGUGCUUACUUUAGAUGAGUGUCAAGAGCACUUCUGAAACUGAAGCCUUACCUUUAACCUUCUCAAGGGAAGGAUUAAAGGAUUAAACAUCUUCUGGAUGAAACGUUAAUUAAGUAAUCAUUUUUAAAUAUUGUGAGAUGUACACAUUUUACUUAAAAAAAUAUAUAUCGUAACUAUGUAUUUUGAGGUAUUUGACCUCAAAAAGGCCAAGUUCAAAUACAGUGAAGCUAAUUUAUUGUGAAUUACUUUAUCAAUAUGGGUUGCAGCCUUUUAUUUUUUUCAUACAGAUGGCCAACUGAAAAAUGCGGUGAAAGAACACAAUACUGAGGGAAGGAUGUGGCCAAAGCAGGCCAUUCUCUGGGUGUUAAAAAGUGAAACUUGAAAACAUUGAGGUUGUCUGCAACCUUUAUGUAGGUUUGAGGCUGCUUAUUGACUUAGGUGCCAGUUUUCCUGAAGUUUUAAAUAAUUUUUGAUAUCCCACGGAGAUAAACUGUACUAUGCAAAGAGAAUUAAUUACCUGUCAACUAGAUCAGCUUCUUAGUUUUUGCAACCAUUUAGAAAUUAAAGAUGUAUCAUUUGA
Messenger RNA from Oxyura jamaicensis (ruddy duck), 3902 nucleotides. It is a transcript of the gene ZNF143, whose product is annotated as zinc finger protein 143. The record is from RefSeq and is a predicted model, not a curated record. Gene Ontology annotation, cellular component: transcription regulator complex; PcG protein complex. The coding region runs from base 48 to 1961 and encodes 637 amino acids. The transcript is spliced from 15 exons. Lineage: Eukaryota; Metazoa; Chordata; Aves; Anseriformes; Anatidae. Gene Ontology annotation, biological process: regulation of transcription by RNA polymerase II. Gene Ontology annotation, molecular function: RNA polymerase II cis-regulatory region sequence-specific DNA binding; DNA-binding transcription factor activity, RNA polymerase II-specific.